Messenger RNA from Elephantulus edwardii (Cape elephant shrew), 828 nucleotides. RefSeq names its product pyrroline-5-carboxylate reductase-like (gene PYCR3). Bases 1 to 828 code for a protein of 275 amino acids. The record is from RefSeq and is a predicted model, not a curated record. Gene Ontology annotation, molecular function: pyrroline-5-carboxylate reductase activity. Lineage: Eukaryota; Metazoa; Chordata; Mammalia; Macroscelidea; Macroscelididae. The transcript is spliced from 6 exons. Gene Ontology annotation, biological process: L-proline biosynthetic process.
AUGGCGGCGGUGGAGGGACAAGCUCCGCUGCGCGUGGGCUUCGUGGGCGCAGGCCGCAUGGCAGAGGCUAUCGCGCGGGGUCUCAUCCGGGCAGGGAAGGUGGAAGCCCAGAACGUGCUGGCCAGCGCCCCGACCGACAGAAACCUCUGCCAUUUCCAGGCUCUGGGCUGCCGGACCACGCACGCCAACCAGGACGUGCUGCGGAGCUGUUCUCUCGUCUUCUUGGCCACCAAGCCCCACAUCCUGCCAGCUGUCCUGGUGGAGGUGGCCCCCGUGGUCACUGCCGAGCAUAUCUUGGUGUCUGUGGCUGCAGGAGUCCCUCUGAGUACCCUGGAGGAGCUUCUGCCCCCUUCUGCCAGGGUCCUGCGACUCUCACCCAAUCUGCCCUGCGUGGUCCAGGAGGGGGCCAUGGUGCUGGCCCGUGGCUGCCGGGCUGGGAGCAAAGAGGCCGAGCUCUUGCAGUCUCUGCUGACAGCCUGCGGUCGAUGUGAUGAGGUGCCCGAGGCCUACAUGGACGUCCACACUGGGCUGAGCGGCAGCGGCGUGGCCUUUGUGUGCGCCUUCUCUGAGGCCCUGGCUGAAGGCGCUGUCAAAAUGGGCAUGCCCAGUCACCUGGCCCAUCAGAUCGCCGCCCAGACCCUGCUGGGCACAGCCAAGCUGCUGCUGCAGGAAGGCCGGCACCCCGCACAGCUGCGGACCGAUGUGUGCACGCCAGGUGGCACCACUAUCCACGGGCUGCAUGCCCUGGAGCGGGGUGGGCUGCGGGCAGCAACCAUGAGUGCUGUGGAGGCCGCCACCAUCCGGGCCAAAGAGCUGUGCAGGAAGUAG